UAAGAUUAGCUUAAGAAGUUAAGAUUGAUUAAGACGGAGCUCUCUCAUUCAUUAUCUCUAUUUCUCAAGUAUCACGAUCGCAACUUGUGUGAAGAAGAAGAAGAAGAUAGAGAGAUUCAUUCAGAUAUGGCUUGGUUAGCUAGAUCCAUUGCGAACUCACUCAAGCUAGAUGAGGACGAUGAAGAUGAUCAGAAGCAACGAGUUGGUGGUGAUGAUGAGACCGUUUCGAAUCAAUCGAUAUCGGAUUCACAGUCUCCUCGAGGCGUUAAGGAAGACAUCACCGAACUAACCAAAACCUUGAGAAGCCAGUUUUGGGGAGUAGCUUCGUUCCUCUCUCCACCACCGCCUUCGUCUCCGGAUCUUAAGGAGAGAACAGAUCACGCGAGGGAAGGUGGAGAUGAGGAUCUGAUUGCUGGGAUUAAGAACGAUUUCGCGGAGAUUGGUGGGAGAUUCAGGACUGGGAUGUCGAGACUCUCUGGGAACUUACCUGUUUCUGAGUUGAGGACUGGGAUUUCUAAGCUCUCUGUACACUUACCUGUUUCUGAGUUCACUAAGAUUGCUUCGAAUUUUUUACAAUUGAGCUCAGAAGAUGUGGAUUUGAAGGAUUACGACAAGGAUGUUGGAGUCACAGAGGAAUUAGUUUCCUUUGCCAAGGAUCUUGCGAUGCAUCCUGAGACUUGGUUGGAUUUUCCUAUACCUGAUGAGGAAGAUGAUAGCUUUAAUGACUUUGAGAUGAGCGAUGCUCAAUAUGAGCAUGCCUUGGCCGUGGAGAGGCUUGCACCGAGCUUGGCUUCUUUGAGAAUUGAGCUUUGUCCUGAAUAUAUGAGUGAGAAUUGCUUCUGGAGGAUUUACUUUGUUCUCGUGCAUCCUAUACUCAGUAAAGACGAUGCUUUGCUUCUGUCUACUCCUCAGGUACUCGAAGCAAGAGCAAUGUUAUCACACGAACUACAGAAAACAAACAAAUUACCUAUGGAAGCAGGGAGUUCUGAAGCUAAUAAUGCUGUCAUUGUGGAACAACCUCUUGAUGUGCCUCAUGAACCUUUACCAGAAGCAGCAACUGUCAGAAUCGUAAGUACGAUAAAGUCAUCCGACUUUCAAACAGACAAGCACCCAAUUGAGAGCAAGGAGAUACAAAUUGUUGACAAAUCUGUCAUUGAAGAGACUGCUUCUUCAUCUAAAUUAAUCAAUGUGCAAGUGGAUGACGAGGAAGAAGACGAUGCAGAUGAUUGGUUGAACGAUGAAGAAGAGACUUCAUCUGUCGGCGCCAUUGAAGGAAGAGCAAACACAAAUCAUCCUCCUGGUGAAGACGACGAAGAUGUAUCAUUCAGUGAUUUAGAAGAAGAGGAUGAAGGAGACGUGAAGGUGAGUUACAAGAAAGUUACCAACUCUGGUUCUGAUUCUUCAAACAAAAAUUCACCAGAUUGGGUUCAGCUAGAAGAGGUGAAAGUGAAGAAAGACUCAAACGACUGGCUUAAUGUCGAUGAAUUGUGAUGUGAUGGGAGUGACAUCCAGUGUUCUUUUCUUUAUAUAUAACAGUCUAAGUCAUCUUCCAAAUAUAUGAUCCUACCGUUGGAAUAUGCUGUAAAUAUUCUUCAAACCCAUAUAUGAAGGCCUUCAUAGGAACUGCCAUUUUUAUA
Molecule: messenger RNA, 1637 nt
Organism: Camelina sativa (false flax)
Lineage: Eukaryota; Viridiplantae; Streptophyta; Magnoliopsida; Brassicales; Brassicaceae
Source: RefSeq, a predicted model, not a curated record